Chinchilla lanigera (long-tailed chinchilla) is the source of this 1353-nucleotide messenger RNA. RefSeq names its product nucleolar protein 12 (gene Nol12). Gene Ontology annotation, molecular function: RNA binding. The coding region runs from base 69 to 710 and encodes 213 amino acids. The transcript is spliced from 6 exons. Lineage: Eukaryota; Metazoa; Chordata; Mammalia; Rodentia; Chinchillidae. Gene Ontology annotation, cellular component: nucleolus. The record is from RefSeq and is a predicted model, not a curated record.
GGCUGUGGGGGCUACACCCGGAAGUCUCUUAGGCAAUAGGGAGCCGCACCGCCGGAAGCUUCGCUACUAUGGGCCGAAACAAGAAGAAAAAACGAGAUGGUAACGACCGGCCCCGGCUCGUCCUCAGCUUCGAUGAAGAGAAGAGGCGGGAGUACCUGACCGGCUUCCACAAGCGGAAGGUGGAGCGGAAGAAGGCGGCCAUCAAGGAGAUUAAGCAGCGGCUGAAGGAGGAGCAGAAGAAGCUCCGGGAGGAGCGCCACCAGGAGUACUUGAAGAUGCUGGCAGAGAGAGAGGAGGCGCUGGAGGAAGCAGAUGAGCUGGACCGGCUGGUGACGGCCAAGACCGAGUCAGUACAGUACGACCACCCCAACCACACGGUCACUGUGACCACCAUCAGCGACCUGGACCUCUCAGGGGCCCGGCUGCUUGGAUUGCCACAGCCUGAGCAAGGCGCCGAGGACCAGUCCAAGGAGGAGGAGGCGUCCGUGGAGAAGUCCACCAAGGCCUUACCCAGGAAAUCCAAAGAGCCCCUGCUGUCUCAGCGGAUCUCCAACCUCACGGCAUCCCUGCACGCGCACAGCCGCAAAAAGGUGAAGAGGAAGUGUCCUCGGCGGGCCCACGACUCCACCAAGAAGCCCCCGAGCACCACCCGCACCAGCAAGACCCAGCGCCGCCGACUGACAGGCCGGGCGCACCACAGCGGGGAGUGAGCCCGGAGGCCCAGGGCUGCCGCAGCGUGGCUGUGCUGUAACCCAGCCACAUGAGGUGGUGACCCCAUGGCCUAGGCUCGGGAACCCAGGACCUCUUGGUCCUAGACUGUUGCCAUCUGUGCCCAGGGCCACCUGGGUGCGAACCCCUGAAGGGGAGGGCCCCAGAGAAGCCAGCAGAAUCAGCUUGGUGUCUCCCCUAGUGAACCCCGCCAGGGAUGCAUCGCAUAUGCGUGCAUGUGGUUUGUUUGUCCUUCCCUUGACACCACGUACCACAGGGAGGCUCUGGGUGGUAGAAAUGUCAGGGCUGAGGGUCCCUCCACCUCCAGCAGUGUCCCUGAGGGGACAGGGAGGUCGUGUAGGGACCCAGAGUUCACCUGCUCCCUGGAGAGCCGGCAGCUGGGCACGGCAGGCACAGAACACACAACCUCUGGGCCUGGCCUCGCAGCUCUGGCCCUUCUGCCCCUGCCACCUCCCUGUCCUCUCCUCAGUGUCAGCAAGAUGACACGAGAGGCUGAGGUGAGACCCCGUGUGGCAGCCACCUCCUACAGCGCUGGGACCUCUGGCCACACCCCUCCCUGACUCUCCAGUGUCACUUAACGGACGUUGGGGCUGUCGUGUUAAUAAAUCUCAUCCACUCCUCCUA